AAAACAGUAGUGGCUGUAUUGGACCAGAUGAUAAACCCACACUGGCCAUUCCUUCCAAAACGUAAAGAAAAGUAUGCAAGUGAAGAAGAAGAAAGAGGAAUUGAAGGGGCUUGGAGAACAAUCACUGAAAAUCCACUGGAGUAUUAUUUCUAUUAUCAUAUAUUGGAUGGGGAUGAAGGAGGAAGGCCUCCAAUGAUUGUGACUUCAGAGGGGCAUAACAAGCAGACAAAUAAUGAAAAUUUUAACUGCAGGGACAAGUCUUGUCUUCAUGCUAUUGCAAAAAGUGACAAUAAGGAAGCUUUACAGCACCCAGUGGUCAGAAUGUUAGUUACAGCAAAAUGGAAGAGUUAUGGACACUGGUUUCUGAGCCUUCAAGCAGUACUCUAUGUCAUCUUCUUACUACUCUUGUCUUAUUCUUUGCUGCAAGCUUCAACAAAAGUAGACCCUAACCGUUACAGCAGUGCAGCAGACUCAUUGCGGGGAUUUUGUGAGGUUACCACUCUUUUGAUAGUUGCCUGUUAUAUCUCUGAAGAAAUCAAUCAAAUGAAGACAGAGGGGCUCUCAUACUUCUCAGAGUGGAUGACUCUGUUUGAUUGGUUAGGUCUGCUGUUGAUCGUGUGUAUAAUACCCUUACGGUACACUGGUAGUAAAGCUCAGUGGGUUCUGGCAUCGUUGGCUUUCUUGUUCAACUUCUUGAGACUAUUUAAAUUUUCCUGCCUGACAAGGACUACAGGAUUAUACACAAACACUUUGGCUAAGAUCAUUCAACAAGAUUUGACACGCUUCAUGGCGGUUUUUUCUGUGAUCUUUCUUCCCUACUGUACUUCCUUGUUUCUAUCACUCCGUUCCUCCUCAGUUAAAACCCACGAAUUAAGCGAUUUUGAAGAUAUUUUGUGGAGCGGUUUGCGCACUUUGUCUGAACAGCGACCAAUUGUGGACGAUUACUCAACCUUCAACUGGCUCUCAAUACUGUUAAUGAUGGCGUACAUGGGGACAGUGAUUGUGAUUCUUCUCAACAUACUCAUUGCACAGAUGAGCACGACCUACAUUCAGGCCAAGAAAGUCGCCCGUCUGGAGUAUGAUGUGGAUCGUAUUUUACAGCUCACUCGUAUGGAGAGAUUUCCUUUUCUGCAUUUGCGCAUGAAAUAUUACAAAGAGGGCGGUUGGAUCAGUGAAAAGAAACUUGCUGAAGAGCUUCUAGAAUUCCGUGAAGAUCGCAAUCCCUGGGAAUCUGUAGAAGCGAAGCUAAAUGCGAUCAGGAAUAUGAUGAGAAAAUUGGUGAAACAGAAGAGGCUUGGUAGAGAAUGA
Messenger RNA from Pocillopora damicornis (cauliflower coral), 1308 nucleotides. RefSeq lists its product as uncharacterized. Gene Ontology annotation, biological process: calcium ion import across plasma membrane. Lineage: Eukaryota; Metazoa; Cnidaria; Anthozoa; Scleractinia; Pocilloporidae. Gene Ontology annotation, cellular component: plasma membrane. Gene Ontology annotation, molecular function: calcium channel activity. The record is from RefSeq and is a predicted model, not a curated record.